UUACUGCUGAAUUCUGUAAUAAGAGUUAUCCAUUUAACCGUUGCUCUUUGCCUUUGCCUGCUCCCCUGCUAUGGCUUUGAGCUUCUCCUGCAGUUCUGCAAUGCCCCCUCAACAUCAGGUGAAUGUGACAUUUGGAAGCAAAAACUCUCUUCAGAACGUGAAAAACCUCAUCAAAUCAAUUGGGAUUCCUUCAAAAUCAUGUUCUCCACACAUAUCCCUCCAACAGGGAAACUGGGUCAAGCUCAUAUGUGGUGCUAGCUUUGAGGAUGUAGUUGAUAUCAGGAAUCUCUCCCUUGUUUACACUCUAGCUGGAGUUGAUUGCAUUGACUGUGCUGCGGAUCCAUCUGUAAUCAGUUCUGUAAAUGAAGGCAUUGAAACAGCUAGGGAGAUUGUACCCAUCAGAAGGCCUUGGGUGAUGAUAAGUGUUAAUGAUGAUGAGGAUCUUCAUUUCCGUAAAGCCGAAUUUGACCCAGAGAAUUGUCCUUCCAACUGCUCAAGGCCUUGUGAGAUUGUUUGUCCUGCUAAUGCUAUAUCCUUUGAGAGAGAAAAAUCAACAGUGGAAGUUCUCCUUGGUACCCAUCAAACGGGUAAACUAAAGGGUGGAGUAAUAACAGAGCGCUGCUAUGGCUGUGGUCGCUGUUUUCCAAUUUGCCCGUAUGAUAAAAUAAGAGAGGUUACAUAUGUAAGAGAUGCUAUGGCUACAGCUGAACUCCUUAAAAGGACUGAUGUUGAUGCUGUAGAGAUACAUACAAGUGGAAGGCAGACUCAGCACUUUAGAGAACUUUGGGAUGAUUUGGAGGAUUCGGUUAGAUAUCUGAGAUUAGUAGCAGUCAGCUUACCUGAUACUGGGGAUGCAACUAUUUCUUCUAUGAAUGAAAUGUAUGCUAUCAUGGAACCUCAUCUAUCUUGCUUCAAUUUAUGGCAGUUGGAUGGCCGUCCAAUGAGUGGAGAUAUUGGGCGAGGUGCCACAAGAGAAUCAAUUGCUUUCGCCGUUCGAUUGGCUGCUUCAAGGGAAAGACCUGCUGGCUUUCUUCAGUUAGCAGGUGGAACUAAUGUUCAUACAGUUGAAGGUCUAAAGAAAAGGGGACUUUUUCAAACACACAUCACUUCUGGUGCAGUAUCUAAUCAUCUACAUUCUUUAAUUGGUGGAAUAGCAUAUGGUGGUUAUGCUCGGAAGAUUGUUGGAAGAGUCCUGAGCUCCAUGCAUUCUCAGCAUGGUCUUACCGGCAUUGAGCAUCACGCUGAGCAUCUUUUGGAGGCACUUAAGGAAUCCCUUGACUUGGUUGGAACUGUUAAGUCUUAUAAUAAUCCCUUUGGCAUACAACAGUAGCGCCUGUUUUCUAUCAUUCAGGUAUAUAUCCAAUAUUUUCCAUUGACGAUCAAUAAUGCUUGAUAUCUUCAAUUCUCCUUGCAAAAUCAUCUUCUUCCUUGAAUCAUCCUGAAUAGAGUAACACAAAAUUAUUUGGUUCUUACCACCAUAUUUACCACAAAAUUUCUUCUAUUUUUAUGUUAAAUUUUAAGAUACCUUGCUUACUUUGCGUUCAUUGUUGUUCAACAUAUUGAGCAGCACAUAUCAUAUGAGCCCCUUGGCUCCCAUAAUAUCAUAUAUUACGCUAAGCUGACAUAAGUAGAAAAAUAUG
This is a messenger RNA of Durio zibethinus, 1640 nucleotides long. RefSeq lists its product as uncharacterized. The record is from RefSeq and is a predicted model, not a curated record. NCBI's taxonomy places the organism in Eukaryota, Viridiplantae, Streptophyta, Magnoliopsida, Malvales, Malvaceae.